Messenger RNA from Cucurbitaria berberidis CBS 394.84, 1302 nucleotides. RefSeq lists its product as uncharacterized. The coding region runs from base 89 to 1078 and encodes 329 amino acids. The record is from RefSeq and is a predicted model, not a curated record. The transcript has 3 exons. Lineage: Eukaryota; Fungi; Ascomycota; Dothideomycetes; Pleosporales; Cucurbitariaceae.
GUUUUUAACCCACCUUACAUCUCAACGUAACCUUUCUUCUCGUCGAACUGUCACUUUACGCCCCACGCAUAUAUGCCUUCAGGCAGCUAUGUGCUACAUCAACUGGAGACCGAAUGAUUGGAGCUAUUCACCUUCAUCGCCCUAUCCUAGGCCCUCUCCUCGUUUGGCCUGGGCUGCACCCGUCGACAUCCUGGAAUUUGGAGCGAGCAUAGAAGCAUAUUCCACACAGUUGCGUCAAAUUAACACUUUACGCCUAUGCCAUCGGUUCCGAACAGGACCAUUGUCUGAGCUGCCCCAGGAAGUUCUCGACCACAUCAUCAGUUCUCUACACAACAUGCAGAAAGCAGCGACCAAGCCUAAGUGGGAGAGGAGCUUUGCUUGUUUCAACAAUACUUGUACUCGAGGACAUCAUUUUCCUCCGUACUCCAAGGCACUCGACGAAGCAUGGAACUUGAUCAUGGACGACAUGGGCAGUGAAGAUAGUUGGACUUAUAAGGAUGACCCAUCAGAGGAAGAUAAGGUAUCCAUGCUUGAAGAUUAUCUUGAUGGUAAUACCGAAAUCUUUGUAGAGUGGGCAGCGGAUCUUCAUAGCGACGAGCAGGAUAGGUGGUUGGACAUGCUCUGCCCUUGCAAAUCCGCUGUCCCUAAUGGAAACGAGGCGAAUUUCGCGCAGCUCAAUAACAUUCUGAGAACUCAUUUCGGUGUGGAGGCGAUUGUUCUACACGAAGUGCUAUCGGGCAACGUGCAGUCAUUUUUACCCGAAGACACAUUUCAAGGCGACUGCAUAUAUUAUACCUCCUGCUUCCUGGCUCUCACUCAGGAUAUGGAGACUGAGUCUAAAUCACAUGGCCGCACAUCUACGCACAAAAACAACCUCUUUCUCAAACCUGGCAACCACCUUGCGUUCCACCAAGUCCUUGAUCCGGCGCGAUUCAACCUCACGGAAGAUCAGAGACUUCGCUUCACCAGGGCGAUGAGAACCCUCGAUUUGCAACCAUACUAUCACUUGAGCGAGCUUGAAACGAUAGUUACGUCGGCUACCCAAGACGACGCUUUAUGGGCUAUUUGCGACUGUUAGCUGCCAGGAUGUCCGGCGCCGUCGAAUGAAGCCCGAAGCGUUAAAAGGACCAAGCUCCAACAGUACAUUCAGUCGAAGAAUCAAGACCUCGUCAAACAGCCUUGGCCACAAUUGAUGAACAUCGCCACCUCAGAUGCCGUGGCGCCAAGCUAUGUAACAGCUUGAGAAACGGUAUUCUCAUGCAUGUGAGGAUAAGCACAAGGAUUUCGAUUGCUAUCAACUCG